UGAGAGAAGCUCGCAUUAUGAAAAUAAGGAAAUAAUUAGAAUUAUUUCCCACAGUAUUUCCAGCAGCUGCUGGAACUGAGUCAUACCAGCAUUAGUCAUACUCUUCUUGUGUAGAUUGUAUGCCUGGUUUGUUUAUAGAAGUAACUAGAAUUCCAUUCUUUUCGGCUUAGCUUUCCACAAUAGUCGAGCGCAAUGUUCAAUUGCUUUGUUCUUUAGUCAUUUCCAAAAUGAAGAAGCAGCAAGAUGACUUCCAGAAAGUCAAUCCCUACACCCAGCACCUGCCCUAUGCAGAGCUGCUUGAUGAAGAAGCGAAUGAAAUGCUUCAAGAUAUCAUCACCAAUUUAUCCGCCGCAAUUCUGCAGCGUGAAAUACGUCCAGGUGUUGUCUUCUGGGUCUCAAGACUUGAUCAUUACAUGCGUAUCUAUGACCAGCGAUUCACCAAAGAGCAACACAUACUGUUAGUCAAGUUGCUAUAUUCAUUCAUAACCCAGCCGUACCUGAGUUAUAAUGUCGUUGAAGCUUGCUCACGGAUACUCACUGAUUUGCUCAGAAAAAUCAAGCGAUUGUCUCGAGAUGACUUGGUCCUAGAUUGGCGGCCACUGUAUGACUUGGUGAGGCGCAUGUGCUUUUGCAAGACGAAUAGAGCAGGUGCUUUACAUGCUCCUACGAUGAAGACUAGCAAUCGAAUCUGGCUGUGCGUGCGAAAGUGCCGCAUCUACUUCUCUGUGGAGUCUACCCAAGAGAUGCUGAAUGAGAUGCGUCCAAUGCUGUGUCCAUCCGACGUUGUGUGUGAUGAUGCAUUGCUGAUGAUGUCUAACUUCUUGCCAAUCUUACUUCCUCCUGAGCAUCAUGAUAAGGGCUUCAAGCUGUGGUUUGAGGAGCUCAUGGAGCUAUGGCUGAACAUGGCACACUUUGACAGCAGAUGUGCAUCAUUGAUGCAUCUCUUCACAAACCUGGCGGAAGUGAACAUUGGAUACAUUGACUGGACGCCUUACCUGCCACGGCUGUUCAAUAUCUUCUUGCGAGGUUUCCGACUGCCCCCAUUUCAGCAGAGAACAACCAAGGACAACACCAUUUCAUCUGAUAUGACAGCGCGGUUUAUCAUCAGCAUGCUGGGUGGCCAGUCUGAGCCAGCAAUGAAGCUUUUCUACAAAUUGAUGUUGACUUUGAAGAACUUCUACCACCCGUCCAAUACAGGUCAUUUCCAGGUACGAAUUCAACGCUUCCUGUGCCUUGCAAAGUACUUUUGCAUUCGCUAUCACAAGGAACGCCUGACGUCACCAAGCUGGCUUCCUACUAUUCCAGAAGAACACCGGCUGACUGACGAUGACGUCGACAAAUUCUGCUUAUGUCUCCAGCCCAUCGUUGAAGUCAGUAUGUUCAGUCGCUAUGGCAGCAUGGAGACAGCUAAACUGCUGCGUGAUCUAGUUAUGCUACGGCCAGAGCUGUUCAUUCCUAUUGUCCUGGAUAAGUCCUAUGCAGCUCUUACAACAUUGACUGAGCCUCAUCAGAUCCUGAACGUCAUGCCAUGUUUGAGUGUGGUUGCACGAGCACUAUUGAUGGCUGGCAAGAGUGUGGGUACAGGGAAUAUUGCUCGCUAUCCAGAAGGUCCAAGUCACUUGCUACGUGUUGUGCACUGCCUCUUACCGGGAAUAGAUCCCAACGACUUCAGCAAGACAGUUUUGACAUCGACUGUUAUAUCCGCCUUUGCUGCUCUCCUUCCGAUUGUGGACUGCUCUGCGCUACUGCAUUCGGAUCGGCAGCUUACAGAGGAGGAACGAACUCUUUGUGAAGCAUCAGCCCAGUGGGAAGAUUUUCUGCUGCAACUACUGGACAGGUGUUUCUGUGUGUUUGAGCAGCUGUCAUUGGACCCUGAGGUGUCCAACACCCGUCCAAGAGUAAUGGAUGAGUCCUCUCAGGAAUCGCUGAUGGGUGCCAAGCUCUCCACAUCCAUUCUUCAUCUAUUGCAACAGUGCAGCCCGCCACUGUUUGAGGUGGUUUGCAAGCGCAUGUUUACGUUUGCUACCAGUCAUGUGUUGGAGAGUAAGAUGGCCGGAGGUGCUUUUGCGGACAUGCUGGAGAAUGCAUGCCAGGUGAAUCCUGAGCUUGUUUGGAAAAUCUUCUUCCCGCAUUGCUGCCAGACUGUCCUGCAGCUAGCUGCUGAUGGUGAUCCUAAGUCUGAGAAAGCAGAUCACGACCUGAUAUGGAACUUGCAGCUCAUGACUUCUCUUGGAAAUGGUGUGGACGAGACGGCACUGUUGUACAAGGAGGAGAUUGUCAGCUUGCUGAAGGCUACAUUGCACAUUCGAAACAAGGAAACCUACUCCAUGGCAUCUGAUUUUCUGGCUGGUCUCUUAGGCUCUUUGACAACGUUGUUCUGCACGGAGAAAAGAAGCACUGAAGAAGACUUUUCUGCUUCGCCGGAGGAUCGUGACUAUUUGAAGGAUUGGGGUGCUGGCAUGCACAUCGAUGAUAUCACUGUCAAGUGGCAUGUGCCCAAUGAGGAUGAGCUGGACUUUGUCGGCUCUCUUUUGGAGGAGUUCCUUGAUCCGGAGAUAAAGAUAUUGCAAGACGUUGCUGGUGACAAGUGUGAAACUGAGAUGGACAAAGAGGAGUUACACCUGCGCUUGUAUAUCAUCAACGCCUGUCUUGAAGGUGCGGCUGCAAUCUUACCUGAUCUGGGCGUCGGUCAGAAGCUUGUCAAUGAACCAAGACUACAACUGGAUAGUGUUGUUCCUCUGAAAGCACAGACGUUUCGAAUCACGUGCCCAUCACAAGACAAAGCUGCUGCCAAGCAUGCAACACGGCGUCUGGAUUCAGCCAAUUUCUUUCACAACCUCUUGGAGCACAUCCUGAAGAAGCGUGAGGAUGAUACAACUGCUCAGAAUAUGAUUGUCAACUGUUACUGCAGUCUUGUUACGGAUGAAGGGUGUCCCCGUGAGAAGAUGGAGGCCAGGCAAAUGUACAAUGACAACAUCAGUACCAUUUUCUUUGAUCGGGUGACGGGCAAGAAGCACAGACUGAGAUCCGUGCUAAUUGAUCGCGUGGAGUUACAGCACCUGAAACGCAUGGUGAGCCGGUAUAGCAUGCCCCUAACGGUAGCGCAUGUUGCCAUACUUGAUCAGCUUCUCAAGCUAUCCCUCAGCAGAUACACUGUUGUGCGAAUAUCCGCACAGCAAGUAUUGCCGGCACUCACCAGUCGCUUGUUUGGUUGUAUUCGCUACUGCCUGCCCGGCGUUCUCGAUUGUCUGAAGGAAUCUGAGACGCUUACACACGAGCACCUGAAGGGUGCUCUGUUUGUGAUGCUCAUGGAACCGUUUCUACGCUACAUGUCUGGCCGCUACAAUGACAUGCUCAUGAUCUUACCACCCCUGCUUCAAGCCGAUCAUUCUGACAAACCUUCAAUUGUUAGCCUUGUUAAGCUUAUCAUUAGGGAGCUCUUGGUGCAAGGAAACUAUCCCAGCCUCAACGAGUCGAUGAGUGAUGCGUGUGUGGAAUCAGCGUGUCAACUAGCAGAAGUGGCUGGGGUGUCAGGAGUUCAAGACAUGAUAUCUGCCGGCCGACUCAAUGAACAACGCACGUCGGAAGCUAAUGUUGAGGCCUACAAUGGUCUUUUGACAUCCUUGGUGCAGAUCUUGUGUGAUGAGAAAGUGCGUCUUAGUCAUCUUCAGUUCUGUGGUGGUGUGCUGAGUGCACUAAUCCGCCAUGACUAUCCACUGCCAGCUCCAGCUAUCAAGGUCUACCUCAAGGGUCUGGUGCAUGAUGUGCUGCUGUAUCGGCGGCUAUCCUGGGGUACAAUGUCCAUUGUUCUCAGGCAACUUCGUUUCCCAACGGACAAGAUUGUUUACACCGCAGCUGAGCUAGUGAAUGGGUGCAAGCAGAAAGACAAAUCUGCAAUGUCUGAGCAGAUUGACAACACUUCCAAGACGUUUCCCGGUGGCCUUCGCAAAGACAACCACUGGAUUCUGUACAACCCUGAUGACUUACCAACAACCAAGGAAGCAUGGAACAACUUUCAAUUUGUACACAAGCCUCAUCUUGGAUAUGCUGGAUGGCCACAGAAACUGCCAUUGCUGGCUCCCCCUGGUCAGCAACACAGUCUGGCAGAACAUUUAUCUGACUUAUCUGAGAGUGAGACAAUGAUCCGUGAUGCUUUUAGUUCAGAUGAGUUUGUUGGCAAGCUGGUUGGGUUUUUCUCACAAGAAGUCCAGAAAGGCCGCGACAUUUUCGACAGUGGACGCUUCCAGCUCUUCAAGGCAUUGUUUCGCAACUACCUGGACAGCUUUGUUGCAAUAUUCCGACCUCAUGUUGAGCGCCUGGCUGUUGAUCCUCUGGAAAACAAUCAACGUUGUGCGGCUGAGAUCAUCGCUGGCAUGUUGGCAAGUUGCCGUCACUGGUCCUAUGAGCAGAUUGAAUCACUGAAAGAGUGGCUUGUACCACUUCUCAAGACUGUGUUCCAGAAAGUGUCUGUCGACUCAUCACGAGAUUGGUAUAUGUGCCUCACUUCAUGUGUGGGUGAUAGAGAUCCUCGAUCUCUCUACUGGCUCUACGAACUUCUCUUCUCAUGCCAGCUCACAGCUCUUGGUGGAUCUUUUGGUGAUGGAUCGCGCCUGCACCUGUUGGAAAGGACUGUGUGUGAGACUGAGUGGAAAGCUCCAGUGCUACUACAUCGCAUGAAUGAGUUGUUGCAACGCAACAUCUCUAACCCAUACAAUAUGAUACGAAGAUCUGUAGCCAACGUGCUGGGAAGCAGUGUUCUGCGCUAUGAUUGUCGAAGCAUGGCCGUGCAGUUCCCUGGACAGGUACCCCUUUGCAAGGACUUCCUAGCGGAUGUCCUCCCCAAGAUGCAAGUUCUGCUAACAAGUGAUGACAAUGAUUCUCCUAAUCACACACCUGCCGAUGGCGCUACUUCACUGUCCCAGCAAAGCGCUAGUGCUACAUCAUCAGCAUCAAUGGCGACGGCGGCACAAUCCCCACAGCAGGCGCCUAUCAUUGAUCUGCAAGCAGUUUUGGCCACGGCAUUGAAAUCCGGUGUAGACCUAAGCCAGCUGUCAUCUGCACUUGGUCUUCCUACACAGCAUGUUGAAGCCAUCAAAGACAAGAUAGAAAGCGCAGGUGGUAGCAGUGUACCUACUCUCUCUGCAGACGAAUGGAGUCUUGUGGCAGGACAACUGGCUGGUCAGCUCACUGCUGCUGCUGCUGCUGCUCCUGAUAGCAGUACCAUUGUGCGGAAUGACGGUGGUGAUGGUGGUGAUGGUGCAAGCAAGACCACAGACGGUGAUACGCCUAUGUCGCCUGGAUCAUCUUCAGAUAGUGAGAGUGAUUCUCAAGAUGAAGUAGACCAAGCCCAUGUCAAACCUUCAUUCACCUCGCUAACUUCCCAGCCCAGUGCUGACCCUGCUGCUGAUCCUGCCACAACUGAACAAGACCAAGCUAAAGAGGAGCGUGCAGCUGCAACUCGCACUUUCAAAACUGUUUGUUCUUGGAUUUCCCUCGGUUUGUCUGACCCACUGUCAGGUAUCUUUGCACCGCUUCUUCCACUGAUUUGUUCUCAACAAGGACGGGAGCAUGAUCCUGAGCUGGCACAAAUUGUCACCAUGGCUCAACGCUCUAUAGUUUUCAGCUUGCUUCAACCAGGCGACUUCGAGAAAUUCCUGGUUUCACUGCAGCAGAGUUCAGUCAACCUUGGUUGGCGAGGACGCAAGGCAUCGCUUAAUUUCGUCAAGUGUGUCAUUACAACCAAUCUCUUCACGGCGUCCAUGAAUGCCAGUGAUAUGGAGAAGUGUCUGCACUUGGUCUUGACAUUGUUGGAGGAUGAACAACAAGAGGUUCGUAUGGAAGCCAGUGAGUGUCUGAGUGGAAUGAUCCAUGUACAGCUUGUGCCAGUUUCAGAAUCAUUGCUCGAACGCCUGCGAGGUCUGGCGGCUACGCCAUUGCCCAAGAAGCGCACUCUAGCCCAACUUGCUGCUAACUAUGUGCCGAAAGGUCUUGUCCUGCGUCAUGCCGGUACCCUGGGUCUAUGUUCAUUGAUUCGAGCAUUCCCAUACUCUGUACCGUCAUGGAUGCCUGAAGUCCUGAUGAUCUUGGAUCGGCACAUGGCUGACCCAUCGCCCAUACAGGGUACUGUCAGAGAAGCCUUGUCCGAAUUCAAGCGUACUCAUCAUGACAACUGGGAGGCUGACAAGCUCAAAUUCUCUGAUGAACAGCUUCAAGUGCUGACAGAACUCUUGAUCUCGCCCAGCUACUACGUCUAACGACUUAUUGCUGCUGCUGCACGUUUUCUCUUGGCUGACUGCAGCUGUAGUUUUUCUCCUGUGCUAUGUGUAAAGGGCACUAGCGUCUGUUGCCCUAGCCAGGCGUUUGUCAGGCUUAUGUCAGGCUUGUGCCAGUAGCCACCAGAGCACCACCCCAGUGUUUGUGUACAUACAUACAUCACUGGUCCUCGGUAUUGCCCGAUAUUGCCCUGUACUGCCCCUGUAUCGAUACGAGUGUGUGUGUUUGUGUGUGUGUGUGUGUGUGUGUGUGUGUUUGUGUGUGUGUGUGUUUGUGUGUGUGUGUGUGUGUUUGUGUGUGUGUGUGUGUUUGUGUGUGUGUGUGUGUGUGUGUGUGUGUGUGUGUGUGUGUGUGUGUGUGCGCGCGUGGGUGUGUGGGUGCAUGUGUGCGCACAUGCGUGCAAGUGCCCGUGUGUGGCAUGCUCUAGAUCUUAUUAGUGUGCAUGCUCAAGUCAUGCUCAAUUCAUGCUCAGGUCAUGCUCAGGUCGCGCUCAUACCAUACCCUAUAGCGUGGUAUUCAGUGCAGUUGAAUCUCUGUGGAUACAUUACCAGUGGCUAUGUCACUUCCACCUUUUUUUCACCCAGCUCAUGUAAACUUUCAUUCCAUAUGUACCGACAAUAUUUCCAAUUCAUAGAUAUUCCUUUUUGUACACCUAGUCUAUUCUCCUCGGGACGUCUUACUUAUUUUGCUCACAAACAUUAUCUCAUGUCUGUAAAUGGACACCGUUUGCAGACAUGCUGCAUGUCGUGCAGUUGUAUUAUGUCUUACAGGUUCAACGCAUCACACCCCGUAUUGAUUUUAGCCCUGCCUGGUGCAGAUGUUGCUUGCUUCUCUACUUGCAUUUGUAUUUACAAUGUUGCGUCAUCAUGACAUCAUCAUGGCGUCAUGUCAUAUGUGUCAGCUCUGUGUGCUUGUAUUUCUUUUCUUUCUCUGUAAAAUAUCUUGUCUGUGGUAUGUUGUCUCGAUGGUUUUGACGUUUCCGGUCGCAGCUUUUGCUAUGCUUUCCAAUCACUGUGUGACGCGUAUCCACUGCCCUAGCACUAUUCGGUAUGUUGUCCACAUAAUAUGUGCUGUAAUACAUGUCAUGUGUAAUGAA
Molecule: messenger RNA, 7369 nt
Organism: Sycon ciliatum
Lineage: Eukaryota; Metazoa; Porifera; Calcarea; Leucosolenida; Sycettidae
Product: proteasome activator complex subunit 4B-like
Exons: 54
Coding region: 228-6254 (2008 amino acids)
Biological process (GO): proteasomal ubiquitin-independent protein catabolic process
Cellular component (GO): cytosol; nucleus
Molecular function (GO): peptidase activator activity; proteasome binding
Source: RefSeq, a predicted model, not a curated record